AUGGCUUUGUUGCGAAACCUCUGCCGUUUGUCGUCGCGUAGUGUGCGCGCCACGACGACGCCACGAGCAGCUUCGGCUUUCUUUCCCCGUGCAAGCGUUCGAACAUACAGCACGUCUCCGCAAGAGUCCAAGCCUGCAGCGCCGCCGUCUGGCUCAGGCUCAAAUGUUCCAUUGCUUCUUGCCGUGCUGCUGGCUGCUGGUGCGGGUGGUGCGUACUUCCUAAGCGACGAUGUGAAGAACUGGGUAAACGGUGCCACUUCAACAAAGACAAAUCCGACAAAAGAGGACUAUCAGGCUGUCUACAAUGAAAUUGCGAAAUCACUUGAAAAGGACUCGUCAUAUGAUGAUGGCAGUUAUGCGCCAGUUGUGCUUCGUCUUGCGUGGCACUCGUCUGGCACGUACGACAAGAAUAACAACACCGGCGGUAGCAAUGGUGCAACGAUGCGCUUUAAGCCGGAAGCUAGCCAUGGUGCUAAUGCUGGUCUGGAGAAUGCCCGCAAGUUCCACGAGCCAAUUAAGGCCAAGUUCCCGUGGAUCUCGUACUCAGACUUGUGGACAUUGGGUGGCGUCGUUGCUGUCCAGGAGAUGGGCGGUCCGACAAUCCUGUGGCGCCCAGGUCGUGUUGACAAGCCAGUUGAGGACACGCCCCCUGACGGCCGUUUGCCCGAUGGCGCCCAGGGCCAGAAGCACCUGCGUGAUGUAUUCCAUCGCUUGGGCUUUAAUGACAAGGAAACUGUGGCUCUGGCUGGCGCUCAUGCAGUGGGCCGUUGCCAUAGCAACCACUCUGGUUUCGAAGGCCCAUGGACGUUCUCGCCAACUUCGUUCACGAACCAGUUCUAUGUCAUGCUGCUUGACGAGUCCUGGGAGCCUAAGAAGUGGGAUGGUCCUUUCCAGUAUGUCGACAAGAGCUCUGGCUCGCUGAUGAUGUUGCCGACGGACUAUUCUCUCAUCAAGGACAGCACUUUCAAGAAGUACGUGCAGGAAUACGCCAAGGACGAGCAGAAGUUCUUCAAGGACUUCGCUGAUGUAUUUGCAAGGCUGCUCGAGCUAGGUGUGCCUGCGGAGAACUUUGAGAAGGCUGCGUCGAGUCUGGGAACCAAGGAGCCUCUGAAGUUCAAGGUCCUUGCUGAUCAGGAGAAGUAA
This is a messenger RNA of Malassezia globosa CBS 7966, 1143 nucleotides long. RefSeq lists its product as uncharacterized. Gene Ontology annotation, molecular function: peroxidase activity; heme binding. Lineage: Eukaryota; Fungi; Basidiomycota; Malasseziomycetes; Malasseziales; Malasseziaceae. The transcript has a single exon. Gene Ontology annotation, biological process: response to reactive oxygen species; hydrogen peroxide catabolic process; cellular response to oxidative stress. Bases 1 to 1143 code for a protein of 380 amino acids. The record is from RefSeq and is a predicted model, not a curated record.